Messenger RNA from Culex quinquefasciatus (southern house mosquito), 1749 nucleotides. RefSeq lists its product as uncharacterized. The record is from RefSeq and is a predicted model, not a curated record. Gene Ontology annotation, molecular function: protein binding. NCBI's taxonomy places the organism in Eukaryota, Metazoa, Arthropoda, Insecta, Diptera, Culicidae. The coding region runs from base 131 to 1696 and encodes 521 amino acids. The transcript is spliced from 2 exons.
UAAACCAGUCGAUACUGUUUCAAUUCAGAGUUGACUGUUUACUGAAAUGCUGAAAGCACGUAUAUUUUCUAUGUUUGAAAAUUAAUCAUCGUAUCAAAACUCAAAAAAGUGUUGUAACUCUUUUGGCACAAUGGAUCAACAAGUCAGGAAAAAUAAUUUGCUUAUGUUUGCCAUCGAAGACCAAGAUCACACAGAAAUAAACCGACUGUUAACCAACGGUGCUGAUCCAAAUUUUGUCGAUGCCAACUGCACCAAUGGACUGUGCACUCCAUUGCACAUAGCUGUGGCAGAAUGUGAUCCGAAAUCAGUGGAAAUUCUGCUCCGCUGGGGUGCCAAAUUCGACACCAAACUCAGAAAUCACAAGUCUCCUUGGGAGCUGGCUAAAAGUGACUUUCAAAUCAGACCCAUCUUUGAGGAGCACUUCCGAUGCACUCCGAGACUUUCGGUAGCCAAGAAUUCAUCAAACCCUACAACUUCAAGUGAAGGUGAAUACCACCGACGUCCGGGAUCUGCGGGAAUUUCUGGCCAGCUGUACGAGGCCCGUUUGAUGGCGCUGGUUUAUCUCCGGUUGGAACGCCUGGGAUGCCAAUUUUAUCUUGGAUCCAACGUGGACGGAAUAGGAAACUUUGACGAUCUGGUCGUGCGGUAUCGCUGUGAAGGUGCAGAUCGGGACACUUUGCUGUUUGUUCAGGCCAAACAUCGUGAAGACCCUGACAAAAAUAAAAUCAAGUUUGCAGCUGUUGAGGAUGUUAUGUGUGAAAAGGGUGACUUUAGUGUGCAUACAAAUUUCAAGAACUAUUUGAUGAUUCGUGAACAAUUCGGUCGAGACAGAUCCGGGGGAUUCUUUGAAGGAAAUUUCGAGGAUUUAGAUGUGGAGCUAGUUUUGUACACUUCAGCAAAGUACGAGUAUACGUUGGUACGUAAAGUUAGCAACAGUGAUUUGCUAAAGACAAAUGACGAAGGUGGAAUAUUGCAAGUAGACGAUGAAAGUGAAAUUAUAACAAAUUUGUGUAAAUCGGCCGAUAAAAAUAUGGUUAAAAACAUUCUUCAAUCAGAAAAAAAACUCAUUGGUUUUAAUGGUAUAAAAUAUCUUGCAAAUGAUUUUUUGAAAAAGUUUCGUAUUUAUUUUAAUCAAGCAAAAGAGGAUUCAGUACGGAGAAUUGUUUUAAAUGAAUUCGACGACAGAUUAUAUGCUUUAGAGUUUUUAGAUGUUAUACAAAUGCACUGGAUGCAAAGUGGAAUAGUCAAAUUUCUUACUGAAACCUGUAAUCUUUUCCCAAUUGUUAAUAUAUGUUGUGUACGAAGUAAUUCAAGUGGGCCUGUUUUUGCUGAAAAUCAAAUGGAAGUUGUAGAAUAUCUCCCUACAACAAGACUUAACAUCAGGCUGCUAUUUGAAAUUGAAGACAAAAAUCAUAGAAAAAUGCUAGAACUGCUGCAUUUUGAAAAGGCUGAUGCCAACUUCUUUGAUGCAAACGCUACAAACGGAAACAGUACCCCACUGCACAUGGCUGUGGCCAUGAAUGAUCCGAUAUCGGUGCAAAUUCUACUCAAUGCUGGAGCCAAACUUAUCGCCAGGAACAACAAAGGGGAAAGUGCUUGCGAGAUGGCUUUACGACUAAAAUAUGCUGACGUUUUGAAUGUAGUUCAUAAUUUUAUUGUGACGAAAUUAGGAAUUAGGGUGUUAAAUGUUGAAUAAGUCCAAUAAGCUUCUCACCAUUUCGUUUUCAAUAAACAAAACUGAAACUUUUU